This is a messenger RNA of Daucus carota subsp. sativus, 1309 nucleotides long. RefSeq names its product F-box/kelch-repeat protein SKIP6. Bases 68 to 1168 code for a protein of 366 amino acids. The transcript has a single exon. NCBI's taxonomy places the organism in Eukaryota, Viridiplantae, Streptophyta, Magnoliopsida, Apiales, Apiaceae. The record is from RefSeq and is a predicted model, not a curated record. Gene Ontology annotation, molecular function: protein binding.
GUUGCUUUUUCUUACGUUACUCGCAUAAAUCUAUCCGCACGGUACAUAGAAUCCGGCGGAUGGAUGAAUGGAUGAGAAAAGCAGCGCAAACAGCAGCAGCGAAAGCGAUCCACCACAUCAACCACUCAUCCCAAACCUCCCAGAUCACAUCUCCCUCCAAUGCAUUGCACGAAUCCCAAGGCUCCACCUUCCUUCCCUAUCUCUCAUCUCCAAAUCUUUCCAUUCCACUCUCCACUCCCCCGAAUUCUUCGCAACUCGCUCCCUUCUCAACUCCACUCAGCAAUCUCUCCACCUCAACAUCCGACUCAACUCGUCUUUCAAUUGGUACACUCUAAAUCAGAGACCCCAUGUUGCUAAACAGCCUUAUUUGCUGACCCCACUUGCCGGAAUCAAGAAUCAGCCUGUUGGGGCUUGUUUUGCUGUGUUGGGGUUCAAAAUUUAUGUAAUUGGGGGGUCUGUUAAUGAGAUUGCGUCGAAUAUUGUCUGGGUUUUUGAUUGUAGGUUUGGCAAGUGGGAGAUUGGGGCUAAAAUGAGGGUUUGUAGGGAAUUCGCUGCGGCGGGGGUGGUAAAUGGGAAGAUUUAUGUGAUGGGUGGUUGUGUGGGGGAUAAUUUUGUGAAAUCGAGUAAUUGGACCGAGGUUUUCGAUCCCGCGGUUGGGGUUUGGAAGGGGGUGGAGAGUCCCGUUGAGAUUAGAGAUAAGUGGAUGCAUGCUAGUUGUGUUUUAGAUGGGAGGAUUUACGCAAUGGCGGAUAGGGGUGGGGUUGUUUUUAAUGCGGGGACAGGGGAAUGGGGGAGGACUGUCCCGAAAAGGCUUGAUUUAGGGUGGAGGGGACGGGCUGCGGUGGUGGGUGGGGUUGUGUAUUGUUAUGAUUUUUUGGGGAAGAUUAGGGGGUAUAAUGUGGAGAAAGAUGUGUGGAAGGAGUUGAGAGGGGUGGACAAGAGUUUACCAAAGUUCUUGUGUGGGGCGACAAUGGCUAGUUUAAAUGGCAACUUGUGUGUGGUGUGGGAAAGGAAAGGGGGCAAGAAAGAGGUGGACAUUAUGUGUGCGGAGAUUGAGGUUUGGAAGGAUAAUGAUGGGGGGUUGAGUGGAUCGGUUUUGUGGUCGGAUGUGGUACUUCGUGUUCCGUUUGGGUCUUCAGUAGUGCAUUGCGUCUCUGUGGAUUUGUGAGUUACUGGAUAUAUGCUGUUAUUCUAUGUCAUAUCAAUUAUCAAAUUAGAAUUUAUUGAAAGCAUAUGUACAUUGUACACAUGUGUGUUUUAACUAUAUCUUUGAUAAUUACUAAAUUGGAAUAAUAUUUGGUUUGCGAAA